Messenger RNA from Penicillium oxalicum, 1173 nucleotides. RefSeq lists its product as uncharacterized. The transcript is spliced from 8 exons. The coding region runs from base 1 to 1173 and encodes 390 amino acids. The record is from RefSeq and is a predicted model, not a curated record. Lineage: Eukaryota; Fungi; Ascomycota; Eurotiomycetes; Eurotiales; Aspergillaceae.
AUGGCUUCAAGUUCAACCAUCGUUCCGGCGAUGCCGCCGCCGUUGGGUCAGACGUCGAACUUUGUCGACCCGGAUUUUAUCGGCGGCAAGUUUGUGGCUGUCAAUUGCGUCUUUCUUUCGCUCGCGGCGCUCUCUCUGGGGGUGCGCAUAUGGACGCGGUUUUUUGUUGUUCGGAACUUUCGCUGGGAUGAUUAUUUGAUGAUUAUGGCACUUCUUCUUUCUAUCGUCCUCAGUGCCUUGACGUUAGACAUGCUGAAUUGGGGGCUGGGCAAGCACAUGUGGGAUGUUCCCAUGAAUCACUUCACGCCGACGUUUCUCAAGCAUAAUGUCAUUGCUGCGAUCAUCUAUUGCGCCGCAACCGGUUUCACCAAAAUCUCCGUUCUCAUCUUCUACCUUCGAAUCUUCCCGAGUCGCAAUUUCCACAUUGCAGUCUGGACCAUCGUUUUCAUCGCCGGCGGAUACACGAUUGCCAGUAUUCUGGCCAACAUUCUCAGCUGCAGCCCAAUCGCCAAGUCGUGGGACUUGAGCAUCACGACCGGCUCGUGCAUGAACCGGCCGGUGUUUUAUUUCGCAAAUGCCGGACUGGGUAUCUUCACAGACUUUGCCACCGUCGCCGUCCCCAUUCCCUGGCUACGUCGACUACAAAUGCCCGUGCGCCAAAAGAUCGCCGUGGGUGCGAUUCUCGCCAUGGGAUGCUUUGUCGGAAUCGUGAGCUGUAUUCGUCUGGGCAGUCUCUACACCUUGCUCACCAGUCCCGAUCUCACCUGGGCCACCACCGAUGCGCUCAUGUGGUGCACGAUUGAACUCAACCUUGGUAUCUUCGGCGGCUGCGUGACAGCCAUCCGACCUUUCGCCCGGCGAUACUUCCCUCGCCUGCUCGGCCUCUCAUCCGGAGUGGGUUAUUCGUCUCAAGGACAAUCCCGAUCCCGCAAGCACGGCCACCCGCUCGCAUCCAUCACUCACAGCGAACGCAACAAGUUCUCCACCAACGGCGCCAACCAAUACACCACCACACUCACUACCUUACGAGGCGCUCCCGACAAUGAUAGCGAAGAGCAUAUCCUCUCCAGCAUUCCCCACAAUGCCACAGGCAAAGAGGGUGAACUCGCGACCGGCAUCAUUCGGACCGUCGAGUUUGAUGUCGAAAACAGCUCCACGGCUCCGGCUCCGUGA